AUGUGCAGCUGUUCCAUUGCUGGCCAGACGGUGAAGAAGAUCAAGAACUGCAUUCUUCGAGCUGCGCAGCUUGGCGGGGUGUCCGGAAUCUUGAGAGAUGCGCGUCCGUAUGCCGGGUGGAGCGGCGUCGAUCUUACCCUGCUAUUCCGGCGCUUAGACAAGGACCGCAGUGGGGAGCUCGAGAUCGAUGAAGUGAAGGCAGCCCUCCGACGCGUCUUGCGGAUUCCCCCCAGUGUAGUUCCGGACUACCAGAUCCAAUCCUUCUGUGCCAUUAUGGACACAGACUUUUCCGGAGCAGUGGACAUCGAGGAGCUUGUAGGUUUCAUUCAAGGUGAGGGCUACGACACAUAG
This is a messenger RNA of Symbiodinium natans, 351 nucleotides long. The record is from the annotation of a GenBank genome assembly. Lineage: Eukaryota; Dinophyceae; Suessiales; Symbiodiniaceae.